ACGUGCGUGCGGGUUCAAGAAAGGUUAUGUGUGUUAAUUAAAAUGCCCUUUCUUUUAUUAAUCGCCGUUCCUAUUGUUCCUUUCUCAUCCAUAUAUGAAGCCCUCGAUGUUCACUUCCGAACUGGCCUCAAUUCGUGCAUCUCUUAGUAAUUGUGUGCUUGUCUCGAAGAAUUUGUUUUGGAAAUUUGGCUGAUGCAAUACACGCCAAAUUUGCAGUGAUGCACAAGUGCAUUGUGGUGUAAAGCAUAGCGCUGUAACUGAUUAUGUCAUCGUACUUUUAAGGCGGCAAAUCUAAACGCUCAGAAUUCCCAUUGAUACAUCUACCAAGUGCUGUACAACUUGCUUGUCCUGCAAUAGCUGAGCAAAAACGCAUCCAGUGAGGGAAGAUGACUACCACGCCAAUGCUGAACUCCCCCGUGGAGGUGGGUGCCACGACACCUGUCGGCGGGCAGAAGCUGGAAGUCCACGAAAACGUCCACCUCAAGAAGCAGCUGGGCCUCCUCGAGGGAGUCGCCAUCAUCCUGGGAAUCAUUUUUGGUUCGGGAAUCUUCAUCUCCCCGAAGGGUGUGAUCCAAGACAUGGGCUCUGUUGGCGGCUCACUGAUCGUCUGGACCCUGUGUGGUCUCCUGUCAAUGAUCGGAGCUCUCUGCUACGCAGAACUCGGGACAUCUAUCCCCAAGUCUGGCGGCGAUUAUGCUUAUAUUCAUGAAGCAUUUGGCCCACUGCCUGCGUUCUUGUAUCUGUGGGAUGCAAUUUUAAUUUUUGUGCCUACAACGAAUGCCAUCAUGGGUCUGACAUUUGCGAGUUACGCCAUUCAGCCAUUUUUCCCAAACUGCUCAGUACCUGAUGCUGCAGUUAGAAUGAUUGCAGCUGUCACCAUAUGUUUCCUGACAUUCAUGAACUGUUAUGAUGUCCGCAAGACUAGUCGAAUGCAAAACCUGUUUAUGUUCACUAAGAUUUUGGCACUAGUACUUAUUAUCAUUGCAGGGUUGGCAUAUCUUUUUAUGGGCAACACUGAAAAUUUCAAUAAUCCCUUUGAAGGUUCCCACUCGGAUCCGGGCAGGAUUGCUGUGUCCAUUUAUUCUGGUAUAUUUUCCUACUCUGGAUGGAAUUACUUAAACUUCAUGACAGAAGAGCUGAAGAAUCCUUAUGUCAAUUUGCCACGAGCUAUUUACAUAUCCAUCCCGCUGGUGACAUUCAUUUAUGUGCUCGCCAAUGUAGCAUACCUCGCAGUCCUCACUCCGAUAGCGAUGAUCUCCUCCGACGCCAUUGCCGUCACAUUUGCAGACAAAGUCCUGGGACCGAUGUCGUGGAGCAUGCCCCUGCUGGUCGCGCUGUCUGCGUUCGGGGGCCUCAGCGUCCACAUCAUGACGUCCUCCAGGAUGUGCUUUGUCGGUGCCCGGUACGGCCACUUCCCAGCCAUGCUGUCUCACAUCAAUAUCAAGCGCCUCACCCCGACUCCUUCUCUAGUCUUCCUGAAUCUACUUUCACUCAUCAUGCUGUGCACAAGUGAUGUUCACGUACUUAUAACGUACUCGAGCUUCGUCGAGUCGUUCUUCAUCAUGUUAUCGGUUGCUGGAAUACUGUGGUUGCGCUGGAAGAGGCCUGAAAUGGACAGACCAAUUAAGGUGGCGUUAUGGAUUCCCAUAACUUUUGUGCUGAUAUGCGCUUUCCUCGUCUUCGUGCCGUUCUACGAGCGCCCGUACGAGGUGGGUAUGGGCGUGUUGAUAACCGUGACGGGUGUGCCGGUGUACUACAUGGGGGUGGUGUGGCAGGACAAGCCAGCCUGGUUCCUCAGUGGCCUCGACAAACUGACCUGCAGUGUCCAGAAAUUAUUCCUGUCUGCCAAAGAAGAGAAAGAAGACUAAGUUCAUGCUGCAGAAAACCAAGGAAAUGUAGUGUUAAAUUAUAAGUAGUUUAAAAACUGAGCUUGGCAAG
Messenger RNA from Schistocerca americana (American grasshopper), 1938 nucleotides. RefSeq names its product Y+L amino acid transporter 2 (gene gb). Gene Ontology annotation, molecular function: L-amino acid transmembrane transporter activity. The coding region runs from base 387 to 1868 and encodes 493 amino acids. Gene Ontology annotation, cellular component: membrane. The record is from RefSeq and is a predicted model, not a curated record. The transcript has 12 exons. NCBI's taxonomy places the organism in Eukaryota, Metazoa, Arthropoda, Insecta, Orthoptera, Acrididae. Gene Ontology annotation, biological process: amino acid transmembrane transport.